GACCUCCACAGGUAGCGACGCUCGUGCUGGAUAAACGAACUGAGAAGAACCACUAACGAUUGUGACGUGUUACGUAUGUGAGAUUCAGUGGUUACUUGUACGGGGUUUUAUAGCAGAAGAUGUCCGUCUGGACUGACGUUCGGAGCACUAGAGCAAGAAUUCCUGGUCUCAUUAUUGGUUAUUUAAUUUCACUUUAACUAAUUUCAAACAACAGUAGUUGCCGUGAUGCGCGUCGAAACAGGCAGAACUAGAGCGGCCAAAUUUUUCGAACGAGACCGUGUAGCCCGGUGUCAGCCAGUGCAGUAAUCCGUGCCACUUGUUGGUGAAGUACGUCGAGCAGUGUACUGAGGUGCUGCUGAGCUCAUUUGUGGGGUACCUCGACAGUGGUACGAGAAGUGUCGGCGACAAUGGCGGCCAUCUCCGCGGCGAUCACAGGCGCCCUCAAGACGGCGGGCACCAUCGCCGGGCUCAGCAAGUUCUGGUUCCUGCCGCUGUUCGUCACCGCCCUCGUCUACUACCACUACGACAUCUUCGACCCUGAGAACCAGCCUCAGAAUGUCAAGGUGCUGCGUCGCGAGUACGACUUCGUGGUGGUGGGCGCGGGCUCCGCCGGCUCCGUGCUGGGCGGCCGGCUGUCCGAGGUGGCCGGCUGGUCGGUGCUGGUGCUCGAGGCGGGCACCUACGAGUCGGAGAUCACCGACGUGCCGCUGCUGUCGCUCUACCUGCACAAGAGCCGCUACGACUGGGGCUACCGGUCGCAGCCCCAGCCCUCCGCCUGCCAGGCCAUGGAGGACAAGCGCUGCGUCUGGACGCGUGGCAAGGUGCUGGGCGGCUCCAGCGUGCUGAACACGAUGCUGUACAUCCGCGGCAACCGGCGCGACUACGACACGUGGGCGUCGCUGGGCAACGCGGGCUGGAGCUUCGAGGAGGUGCUGCCGUACUUCCGGAAGUCGCAGGACCAGCGCAACCCCUACCUGGCGCGCAGCUCGCGCUACCACGCCACCGGGGGCCCGCUCACCGUGCAGGACGCGCCCUGGCACACGCCGCUCGGCAUCGCCCUCGUACAGGCGGGCGUGGAGAUGGGCUACGAGCACCGCGACAUCAACGGCGAGCGGCAGACGGGCUUCGCGCUCUUCCAGUUCACGAUGCGGCGCGGCUACCGCUGCUCGGCGGCCAAGGCGUUCCUGCGGCCGGCGCGCCUGCGGCCCAACCUGCACGUCGCGCUGCACGCGCACGUCACGCGCGUCCUCCUGGACCCCGCCACGCGGCGCGCCUACGGCGUCGAGUUCCUGCGCGACGGCGUCCGACACACCGUGCUCGCCAGGAAGGAGGUGAUCCUGUCGGCGGGCGCCAUCAACUCGCCGCAGCUGCUGAUGGUGUCGGGGGUGGGCCCCGCGGACCACCUGCGCUCGCUGGGCAUCCCCGUGGUGCAGCAGUCGCCGGGCGUGGGUGAGAACCUGAUGGACCACAUCGCGGUGGGCGGGCUCGUCUUCCCCGUGGACUACCCCGUGUCCGUGGUGGUGGACCGCGUCAUGAACCUGAACGCGGCGCUGCGCUACGCCGUGCUGGGCGAGGGCCCGCUCACCUCCAGCGUGGGCCUCGAGGCGGUCGGCUUCGUCAGCACCAAGUUCGCCAACCGCUCGGACGACUGGCCCGACAUCGAGUUCAUGCUCACCUCGAGCAGCACGCCCUCCGACGGCGGCACGCAGGCGCGCAAGGCGCACGGCAUCACGCAGCGCUUCUACGACGAGAUGUUCGGCGCCAUCACCGGCAAGGACAUGUACGGCGUCUUCCCCAUGAUCCUCAGGCCCAAGAGCCGCGGGCGCGUGCGGCUGGCGAGCGCGGACCCGCUGCGCUACCCGCUCAUGUUCCACAACUACCUGACGCACCCGCACGACGUGGCGGUGCUGCGCGAGGGCGCCAAGAUGGCGCUGGCGCUGGCCGAGACGGCGGCGCUGCGGCGCUUCGGCGCGCGCUUCCACCGCGUGCCCGUGCUGGGUUGCCGCCACCUGCCGCCCUUCACCGACGAGUACUGGGAGUGCGUGGUGCGCCAGUACACCAUGACCAUCUACCACAUGUCGGGCACCUGCAAGAUGGGGCCCGCCGCCGACCCGCUCGCCGUCGUCGACGACCAGCUGCGCGUGCGCGGCGUGUCCGGGCUGCGCGUCGUCGACGCCUCCGUCUUCCCCACCAUCCCCAGCGGCAACAUCAACGCGCCCGUCAUCAUGGUCGCAGAGAAGGCCGCCGACCUCGUCAAGCAGGCGUGGCUGCCCAGGGGCAAGCGGGGCGCCAACCAGACCGCGGCCGACGAGCCGGUCAGGUGACCCGCCACGCCUCCGGAUCUUUCGCUUCCAUACAACGCUCUACCUCACGCGAAAGCGGGUCGUCGAACGGAACAUUCUUCCUGAAGACCGAUGUGGUCUGCACGGAGAGGCUGCACGUAGCGUACCAAUCUCUGGGAAGUGGUCAGAACUGAGACGAGAGGUUCGUACGUGAGAGACGUCUGUGUGGAAAUGAUCGUCAACUGGUAUAUUCUGUUAGCGAUUCAGCCUUCUGUUACAGUUCGGGAAAGGUUUACAAGACCGUAGGUUGUCUGUAGGCUUCUAUAUACGGAGUACCUACGCAUCCUUCAACAACAGAUUAACAGUAACAGAUUCUCAUACGUGAUCAAAUGAUUCCCAAGUGGUAACCAUUAGCAAUACAAACAAAUUAAUGAAUGUGACCGUAAGGAAGACUUAACUGAAAUUACGGUUGGCCGUGGACUUCGUGUUCGUGCGUCAGCACCUGUCGUACCCGUUUAAGAACAUAAAAGAAAAAUGAAACGAGCUUUAAUAAAAAUACAGCGUCCUGAUUAUUUUCGUCCAUAGAUAACGAAAAUGUAAGAAUGUUUCUCGUUGGUUUAAAUCGUGCACAGAUUGGAAAUAUGAAGGUUUUAAUGAUGUUACUGCUAAUGUUCCAAAAAGACCACAUUCAGCUAUUCCCAGCCGUAAGUCCUCAAUUUCAGUUUUAAUACAUUUGCGUCUUGCUAGAAUGCUACAGUAUCGAAGCGUUUGCCCAGAAAUCCGAACUGUUUAUUUAUCAGUAUCUGCUCAGGCCUUAUGGCCUUUUUCUGCACACGUUUGUCAGUACAUCCACACACUCUUAAUGCAGUUCAGUUGUACAUAUAUUUAUUCUUUAAUAAUUGCCCUUACCGUCUGUUUGGUACCCUAAGUGUCUAGAAGUAAAAUAAUAGUGUACUAUAAACUUUUGAAAUUUACUUCUUGUAUUUCAGUAGUUUGAAUUUUGAAAUAUGAAUAUUUCUAAUGUGAAGAUAUUGCUUCAAUAGGAAAUACACUUCAAACUGUCAUCUUGUGCAUUUUGAGCCCACGUACUUGGCAAUUAUGCACCGACAGCGAACUACCUGAUUGUGUUAUGGUGUUAGACAAUACGUUUUCAUUAAACUCCAUAUUCUCCUUUCCCUUCCCUUUAGAAGGUUCUCAUAUCACCACUUUUAUGACUUACUGAACGAGAGAUCCCCGACUUUGACUUAAAUGAUUCUGUUGUUUCGUGAUUUACAAAUAUAGUCCAGGAAGGCAAAAAGGAGAGAAAUGUUGAAAAUGUAUUUGAUUACAGGGGAGAAAAUUUACAAAAAUUUAUUUUUGCUUCAGUAGAACCAAGACAUUUUUUCUUAAUUAUUUAUUAAU
Schistocerca cancellata (South American locust) is the source of this 3683-nucleotide messenger RNA. RefSeq names its product glucose dehydrogenase [FAD, quinone]. NCBI's taxonomy places the organism in Eukaryota, Metazoa, Arthropoda, Insecta, Orthoptera, Acrididae. The coding region runs from base 408 to 2324 and encodes 638 amino acids. Gene Ontology annotation, molecular function: flavin adenine dinucleotide binding; oxidoreductase activity, acting on CH-OH group of donors. The record is from RefSeq and is a predicted model, not a curated record. The transcript is spliced from 6 exons.